Molecule: messenger RNA, 2608 nt
Organism: Rubroshorea leprosula
Lineage: Eukaryota; Viridiplantae; Streptophyta; Magnoliopsida; Malvales; Dipterocarpaceae
Source: the annotation of a GenBank genome assembly
AGUCUGCUUUUUCUCUCUGUUUUAGGUGAAGCCUGUAGACUUUAGGACCUUUUGACAUCAAAGGGGGUCUACUCUCGUGUAUGAGCGAUGGCAACUUUCUUCCUCCAUUAAAUCCACGAGCUGGUUUGCAUCUUUUGAUGCAAAAAGGGACUCCCCCAUCGCAAAAGCUAACUGAUUUAUAGCGAUUGAGGGAAGUGAAUUCCUUCAAGUUGAAGAGCUACUGGUUAAAACCCAAAAAGCCUUACCUUUUGUAACCGUAUUUGUGGGUUUUUACUCAAAGCAUCUCAGCAUCUCUCUGCCAUGUUCACACUCUGUUCUUAGCAGCGAUAUGAUCGCUUUGUACUCUGUGGAUAUGUCCUGGAAUCUCUUCUCCCCUCAAAUGCAAGGAGACAAUUGAAGUCUACAGUCCAAUUAUUACCGGUGUAAGUGGGUGCGGUCCGUCUUCCAAAGAACCCAUCAAGCAUUUGCUUGUUUUAUCUUCCACACUGCAAUUGGAUGGGUUUUGAAGGCAUUUCAGAAAGUAAAAUGUUGGGAUUGAGAGAGACACUGGGUCACAAGCGUUCAAAGAGCUUUCCUGAUAAGAGAAGUGCAGAGGAAGAUGGCCAAGGCCAGGAUAGUUCUCUUGAAGCAUCGAACUGGAUAAAGCUGGCUAUGAGGCAGUCUAAGGACAAUGCCAAAGCUGAGAAGCAAUCCCCUGGCUCUGAGGUCCAAAACUCUCUGAAGCAAGAGAUUCUACAGCUUGAGAAAAGAUUAAAGGACCAAUUUGAGGUCCGACGUGCAUUAGAAAAGGCAUUGGGGUAUAGAACUGCCUCCCAUGAUAAUACAAAUGAAACACCAACAGUAAUACCCAAGCCAGCUACAGAAUUAAUUAGGGAGAUUGCAGUCUUGGAAUUGGAGGUUGUAUAUUUGGAACAGCAUCUUCUCUCCUUGUACCGGAAAGCAUUUGAUCACCAAAUGUCUAGUGUAUCUCCUUCUAAAAGGGAUGAAAGAUUAAAAUCACCUUUAGCUAAUCCACGAGGGAGGUUUUUGGAAGUUUCCAGACCUGAUAUUGCAUCAAAAGUAGAAAAUUCUGCUACUGAAUCUGGGUUUGACAUUCCAUUGAAGCAGUCUAGUGGUAUUUGCAGAGAAGAGAAACUAAUAGAUUCUGGUGUUAAUCGUUGUCAUUCAUCACUAUCAUAUCGCUCAACAUUUCAUACAAGAACUUCUCCUCCAGAGGAGUCUUUUGGAAAGGCUCUGCGUGCCUGCCAUUCUCAACCUCUGUCCAUGAUGGAGUAUGCGCGGAAUGGGUCAAACAUAAUCAGUCUGGCUGAGCAUCUUGGCACUCGCAUUUCAGAUCAUGUUCCAGUGACACCAAACAAGCUUUCUGAGGAUAUGAUAAAGUGCAUGUCAGCUAUUUAUUGCAAGCUUGCAGACCCACCUUUGACACAUAAUGGCCUCUCAUCUCCAAAUUCAUCUAUAUCCUCACCUGGUGCAUUUUCCCCACAGGAUCAUUGUGAUAUUUGGGGCCCUGGGUUCAGAAAUAGUUCAUCUUUUGAUGUACGGUUAGAUAACCCUUUCCAUGUUGAAGGACUUAAAGAAUUCAGUGGACCAUAUAGCACAAUGCUUGAAGUGCCAUGGAUUCACCGAGACAGUCAGAAAAUGGGUGACAUUGAACCCUUGCUACAAAAUUUCAGGUUGCUUAUUUGUCGAUUGGAAGAGGUUGAUCCCAGGAAGUUGAAGCAUGAGGAGAAGCUAGCCUUCUGGAUCAAUGUACACAAUGCGCUAGUGAUGCAUGCAUUUUUGGCUUAUGGCAUUCCACAAAAUAAUGUGAAGAGAGUCUUUCUACUAUUGAAGGCUGCAUAUAAUAUAGGGGGCCACACCAUCAGUGCAGACAUGAUACAGAGUUCUAUUCUUGGGUGUCGGAUGUCUCGUCCAGGACAGGUGGUAUCAAACAGCAUCUUAGAUUCAUUUGCUGCUAAAGAAUUUUUAAGAUCAUGGGGAGAUAUAUACAUAUGACUUGUUCAGAUCAUGGAAAGUUUUCAUCACAUACACAUGAAAAGCUUUCUUGCAUUUUGGAGCCCUAUACUGUAAUCUGUAAAGGAAAAACCAAAAGAAAAAAGAGAAAGCAGAAGGACUUCCUCAAGAAUUAUUAUGAGAUGAAACGAAGCACUUUAACUAUUAUCUCAUCUUUUUUUCAACUCUGUUUAAAGAUUGGCCAAAAUGUAAAAGGCAAUGUUUAAAGUGUUGUUGAUAGAACUUUCUUCUGUUUGUAGUGGCUUCGCUUGUUAUUUUCUUCAAGGACAAAAUUUAAGGCUGGAGAUGAAAGGCAGGCAUAUCCAAUUGAGCAUCCAGAACCUCUUUUGCACUUUGCACUCUGUUCAGGAAGCCAUUCUGAUCCUGCGGUCCGUGUCUAUUCACCAAAGAGAGUAUUCCAAGAGCUGGAAGCUGCAAAAGAAGAGUACAUCCGAGCAACCUUUGGCAUCCGCAAAGACCAUAAAAUAAUUUUACCAAAGAUUGUGGAGUCAUUUACAAAGGAUUCAGGUUUGUGUCCAGCUGGUAUCAUGGAGAUGAUCCAACAGUCUCUGCCUGAAUCACUGCGUAGGAGUGUCAAGAAAUGUCACUUCGGAAA